ACUUCAAAAAAGUGAGGCAAAACAAAUUGAUCAUUUGUUUUCGAUGUGAUGUCUGUAACUAUUGUCAGAAUCACUUCCAGAGCUGGACUUCAGUAUGAAGGAGCACUUCACAGCGUAGACGAUAAACAUUGCACUGUUACGUUAAAGAAAGUUCGAUUGUGCAAUAUGCCUGUGACAGAUUGCACAUUGCCAAAGAACAUAGACUAUGUUAUUUUUCGAAGUUCAGAUAUUGAUGAUGUUCAGCUAUCUUCCGCUACACAUGUCGAUCCAAUGAUCCUGAAUGACUCUGCAAUCGUCAGUGUUAUUCACGCUGAUGACUCGGAUGAUUCUUCAGAAAAUGCUUUUCUAAAGCAUGAUCCAAGCAUCGUGAAAUUUCAGCGUACAAAUCUCAGUUCCAAUCAUAUGUCUUUGACUGACCCAAAGUCUUCAGCAGAAUUAGAUACAAAUGAAGGAGACCGUAAUAAGCCAGUUUGUAGAUUUGACAGAGAAGUGAAUUAUCAACAAACUUCAAGUGAAAAGCCUAUAUAUCCCAAUUCGGAAAUGAUUACGUCUGUUAACUUAGUAAAUAAAAAAAACAAAUCAAAGAGUUUAGAUAGAAACGUUAAUUUAUUUCAACAACUGCAGUCAUCCGGAUGUAGGCACUUCAGUCUUGAGCGACACGCGAUUAAUAGGUCAAGUCAACGAACUUUGGAUUCAGUACAGCCGUCUGUUAUUAUGAAACAUGGAAAUAGAAAAGAAGUAGACAAUAAACAUAAGGAUAUACUAAGACGUCCAUUUUUCGACAAUUUUUCUUCUGAACCAAUUAAAAAAGAAAAACAGCUGGGGAACAAUAAGUUUCUUUUAAGUGCAAAUCCGGUACACCAUUCCUCCAAUCAAGAUUUCCCAUAUCAUCUAUCUGGCGAAAGAGGUGAAGGAAGGUUCACUAGAUUGCCGCUUUAUAAUCACAGUAUUAAGGGAAGAGUUAGAGGGGGAAACCUUUAUGAUGUGCCACCUUUUGUUCGUCAUGUGAAUCCCAGUUAUUCUUAUAUUACACCCGUAAUGUCGUCACGAGAUUACUCAAAAAUAGCAUAUCCUCAUACAGUUUCUGACAACUGUCGCAACUGUUUUAUUCGUUAUUCAAAAGCGCAUUGUUAAUAUGAAUAUACCCAGCCUUGGAAGGUAAAUACCCACCAACCCUUGCCAUUGUUUCCUAUGAAUUAGAUAUUACAAGUUGGAAACAUAAACAGACAGAUACUUUUUUGUUGCUUCGUUUCCAUUGCAGUUACGUUCAUUAUGUACGGCUUUUUUUUGUUUGUAUCACUUACAUGAUUGGUGAAUAUUUGAUUCUUUUUGGAAAGUGGUAUUGUAUAAAUAAACAAUUUAC
Messenger RNA from Heterobilharzia americana, 1363 nucleotides. Lineage: Eukaryota; Metazoa; Platyhelminthes; Trematoda; Strigeidida; Schistosomatidae. The record is from the annotation of a GenBank genome assembly.